UUCCACAGUACGGAACUGAUUGAACGCAUUUUCCAGAUUGAAGAAGGGCAGGGCGCAGGGCAGCUGGCCCCGCAAAAAACAAGCGCUACUUCCCACAUCAUUGUUUGUUGCCCUCAGAUGAGAUUUAAGGGUUCACGCUGUCUUUACUCGGCUUGACGUCUCGUUCUCCGUCGCUCAUCCAAGUAUAUUACAGGUGGGGAAAAUGUCAGAUCCUGUAGUAGCAGAUACUCGCCGGUUGAAUUCCAAGCCCCAGGAUCUGACGGAUGCUUACGGCCCCCCAAGCAAUUUUCUGGAAAUAGAUGUUUACGAUCCACAAAUCGUCGGAGUGGGACGGAACCGCUACACAACUUACGAAGUUCGCAUGAGGACAAACCUUCCUAUUUUCAAAAUGAAGGAUUCUUGUGUGAGGAGAAGAUACAGUGACUUUGAAUGGCUAAAGAAUGAGCUGGAAAGAGACAGUAAGAUUGUAGUACCGCCUUUGCCGGGAAAAGCCCUGAAGAGACAGUUGCCAUUCCGUGGUGAUGAGGGUCUUUUUGAGGAGUCCUUCAUUGAGGAGCGGCGAUCGGGCCUGGAGCAGUUCAUCAACAGAAUUGCAGGUCAUCCCUUGGCCCAGAACGAGCGUUGUCUUCACAUGUUUCUGCAAGAGGAAACCAUUGACCGUAACUACAUUCCUGGAAAAGUAUGAAAAACUGAGGUUGUUCAAAGAGCUGUCCAGAACAGACAACAGAGACUGCUGCACCUGCGUUUAUUUCUACGUCGUGUAAAUCUAAAGCUGAUGGGACGGUCAAAGUGCAAAUUACCUACAGCAUAGUGGAGAAACACAUCUCCACACGACUGAAGUCCAUUGUAAAAAAUAAGUUCAUGUUGUGUCUUGAAUCAGUCAUUCCACAUACUCUGUACAUUAUUUUUGUCAUCAGUUAAGAUAAAAAUGCUAUAAACGCUAUAUUUUAGUCACGUCAUGAUUUAUUAAUGAUUAUUAUGCCUUCUGUAUAUUUUUCAGUGGAUUAGUUUCAGAGGAGUGUUUCUGCUUCCUUUGGUGUUUUUGCUAUAGAAACGGUGUGAUUAUUUUCAUGGUACACGUCCCAAAGUUAAGCAACAUGUAGCAUCCUGAAAAAUCAAUAGCAAAUGUUUUAUUACUCAUUAUCUCUCCAUUUGGCCCAGACAAAUCAGCUACUGGAAAUGAUGGCAUGUCUUAGCACUGUGAUAAACAGUUCAUCACAACCUGACUCAUUGUUUAAUUAAUAUUCAGAAUGUGUUUUGUUGGGGUGGGUACAGACGAUACACAACAGAAGGUUUAAUAUGUGCUUUUGUUUUUUCAUUUAAUGCUUUACUGAUAUUGUAAAGUUUAAUACUACAUGGUGUCACUACAGUUCCACAUUAUGGCAAGAAUCACCCUUGUUACAUCAGCCCACCAAUAAAUUUUCUGCUGCCUACUGCAUCCUGUCUCUUCUAGUUUUGGAGAAAUAAAAAAAAAUUAUUCCUAACUCA
This is a messenger RNA of Austrofundulus limnaeus, 1488 nucleotides long. RefSeq names its product sorting nexin 12 (gene snx12). Gene Ontology annotation, biological process: late endosome to Golgi transport; endocytic recycling. The record is from RefSeq and is a predicted model, not a curated record. The transcript is spliced from 7 exons. Lineage: Eukaryota; Metazoa; Chordata; Actinopteri; Cyprinodontiformes; Rivulidae. Gene Ontology annotation, molecular function: phosphatidylinositol-3-phosphate binding. Gene Ontology annotation, cellular component: retromer complex; early endosome membrane. The coding region runs from base 203 to 685 and encodes 160 amino acids.